This is a messenger RNA of Naegleria gruberi, 3216 nucleotides long. RefSeq lists its product as uncharacterized. The transcript has a single exon. The record is from RefSeq and is a predicted model, not a curated record. The coding region runs from base 1 to 3216 and encodes 1071 amino acids. NCBI's taxonomy places the organism in Eukaryota, Heterolobosea, Eutetramitea, Acrasida, Naegleriidae.
AUGACAAAGAAUGAUCCUAACAAGGACAAAAAUUCAUCAAAUGCAACACCCACAACAACAGUCUUUUCUACCGAUUCAAAUCUUCUUCAUAGUAUUUACUUUUCUCAUAUGCAUCAGAAUUUAACAUUAUUAGAAGAGGACGAAACACCAAUGAGUGCCUAUACUGGUCCUACCACCUCUACUACAAAUAAUUCUCAGCAACAAGUCAUCAUUCCGAAUAAUGAAACUCCAUCAUCAUCAUUGGCACAAAUUGCCAUGCAACAACAGCAAAAUAAUGGUGGAGAUAACACUUUUGUGGAUCUGGAUGGUUUUGGAUCGAUUGGAGCUUUAUCUCAAUUCGAUAUUCCUCUCUCGAUCAAUAUUACAGGAUAUCAAUUAACUCACAAGGAGGAAAAAAAGGCUCGAGAGAAGGAAAGAGAAAGAGAGGUCAAUCGUAUGAAAAAACUCAUGGAACAAAGGAAAACAAAUGUGAUGAGGGAUGAAGAUGAAAUGGAGAAAAAGUUAAAGAAUGAAGGAUUGUCAUUCUUUAGAAAUGGUUUUAUGGUUUUCACAAACAGUAGUGAAACUGAGUUGGAUGAAGGAAGCGAGAGAGGAAGACAUACAUUCUCUUCACAUGAUGAUCAAGAAGAAGAACAAUUCGACAUGUAUGAUGAAUAUAGACAAGAUGAUCAGGUCACAGAUAAUGAAACUGAUUUAUUGGAGGAACAAUUAAUUUAUUUCUAUCCAAGUACAGUCUCAAAAACAUCACAACUCCAUAUUAUUGGUUAUAUUCAAUCAUAUUUGAUUUUUACUGAUUCUUUCCACCCUCUCGUUUUUGAAACACUUUCUCCAGAAGAAAACGGCUUUGAUAACAACUCAAUUUCUCCACCAACUUCAGCUGACAAUACCAAAUCACUUCUCACAUCUUCACUCAAGGCUGAAGCAACAGCUGUACCUCGAGUUCAAUCUAAAGAAAGUAACCAUCCUGUCAAUAUGGUACAAUUCAAUCACUCUAAAAUGGCAAUUGUGAGAUAUUACAACUUGAUCUACUGUCUAUGUGCUCCAAUAAGUACUCCAAAUUAUAUUUUACACGAAAAUUUACGUCACAUUCUCGAUUCCUUUGCCUUUAUUUAUGGAACCUACAAUAUUAAGCAAGUACUUUCAGAUAGAAGCUCACUAAAUAAGAGAGAGAAGGAAAUUGAAGCUGCCAAAACUGAAUUUUACACCUCUCAUACCAAUGAGUUUGAGAGUAGUUUGGAUGUUUUUGAGGAUAUUAUUGAAGGGCCAUUCCCAGUGAGGUCAAUAGUUCCAAAUGAUAAUCAUCGAACACCAUGGAUUGCAUCACCAUAUAACCCAAUCGUCUCCAAUAUCUACAAGAAGAGACCUAAUACUGAACGGAGAUGGAAUUCUGAUCAGGAGAUGGUUCUUGACGAUUUAAAUGUCCUCAUCAAAAUGUAUACUGUAAGUCAAAAAAUUCCAGAUGAUCUGCCAAUUAAGGCCAUGACUCAAAGAAUAUUCCCACAUGCCAUUCCCUAUGCAGAAGUUCCUGAAAAGAAUAUAUUUAUCAAAGCCAUGACCAUAUUGAAUCAAUUGCAGGAUUCUUAUGGAUCAACAAUGCCACGAGUCAAGCCAAAUUAUAACUUUAAUACCCUUGGAGUCUCACUCUCAAGAAUGGUACAGAAACAAUUGGAAAAUUUAUCAAUUAAUGAGGAUACUCAAAUCACUGAGGAACGGGGAUCCCUUAUCGGCUCGGCAAUGUUUUUCGAAAGUAAGGGUCUAGUAGCUCUCAAUAAUUUGGAUGAAAAGGUUGUUCAAUUUAUUUUAUUCAGACUAAAAUGUAUUGAAAAGAAUUUGUGUGAAUAUCAGGACAGAUAUGAUGAAUCAUUCGAUGCAGAGAUUGUUUCAAGUCCAAUGACCAAAUUUACACCAUUAAACGGGGUUAAAGCAAGAAGUGUUGUUGGUACACCACAAAGUGAUAACCCAUUCGUAUCCACACCAGACUCGAGCCAUAUUACACCAAUUCCACUGAGAAAGUUCAAAACUCCUGGCACACCUGUAAAUACUCAAAGCCCUUACCGAUCAAAUGCCAAAUCAAAUAGCACCAGUAAUUUAUUGACUUCGGGAGCAACAGUGAGCCCAUUGGUAAAAUCACUCUCCAAGUCUAGUAUUGGAUCUGCCAGAGAAAGAACUCUGACACCAGAGAAUAGAUCGAGAAGUAGUUUCCACGAAUCUUCACCUGGUGGUUUGAGUAAUGCCUCCGUCCAAUCAAAUGCAAGCACAACCUAUGCUCCAAGCCCAUUACCAAAUGAAAAUAGUGCUUUUGGUAUUAACGCAUACAUGAUUGAUGACUGGUCCAUGUAUGAAACAACAGCUGUUCAGGAUUUACAAUAUUCUGAGGAUGAAGAAAAUCCAACCAAUAGCGAAUCAAAGGAAAAAAUUUCUCGUAUCAAUUUGGAUUACAACAUGUUUAUUAUUUCUGGAGAUAAGGAAUCAGAAUUUAUAGUUCUCAGCGAGGAAGAUCAAAUUGACUAUUUGCAAGUCUAUCUUAAUUCAAAUGAUUCUAACACUACAUCAAUGAAGAAGCAUGCAUUAAUAACAUAUAGAUAUAGAGAUCUAUCACUAUGCUUAUUAUGGGAAUUUAAGGAGUCCUUCAAUUGGAGAUGCGAUCUCAAUGAUUGUAUCAUCAAGAUUCGAACUGAGAUGAAACCAAUUUUGAGACAAAUAUCCAGAAAAAUGGAUAGAUCAAGUUAUACCAACAUGAUUCUUGCUAGAGAGGAGUCAGCACCAUACAAGCUUAAUGGUAAUGUCAGAUAUAAGAGAGCACCAGCUACUAAUAAUAAUGGAGAACAAACAACAGAUACCAACUCAUUCUGUCUAAUGUAUGAUGAAUUUAAUAGUAUGGCAACAACAACCAAUAUUUCAAGCAAGACCUUCUUUGUUAAUGUAGCAAAGGCCAGAAAUACUUAUCUCAACUCUACAGAAAAUCAACAAGUAGAAUGGUGGAAUGAAGAGGCCCAACAACCAAAGACUGGAAAGGCCGUUACAAAACUCUUCCUCAAAAAUGACAGAGAUGGUUUCAUUUAUUCCAAACAAUUAUUUGGAAGUCAAAUCUACUAUUACAAGCAGCAGCAACAACCUGAGCAAUCUCAAAAGACAGCUGCCUAUUUUGCCUUGUCAAAACUCGAAACCAAUGUGAGAGAGACUGUUAAAAACGAGUUCAAGAUUAAUUUGCUAUAA